AUGGCGUUCAUGGCCGCCUUCGAGCUCCCUAGCAGCUACAAGGGGCUCUACUUCACUUCGCCGUCUACUCCCCCUGAAAUCACAUCCUUUCCGACGCCUACCGUAGAUGUCGGGUCAGUGAUCGUCAAGCCAUUGUACUGUUGGAUACCUGGGUACAUUAACGACGUCUACGGCAAGGAUAACCCGCGCCAGUAUCCUGUUCCCUUCCCUCUCGUAGGCGGCACCAACGCUGUAGGGAGGAUCGUCGCCAUCCCCUCGGAUGCAGCCAAGUUGAAGGUCGGCGACCUCGUGGUCGUCGACCCUACGAUUCACCCGCGUGACGACUCGGGCCAGAUCAUGCUCCUGGGGCUACUCGCCGCCACGGGCGAGAUGAAAGCACUUGCGAAGGACGUCUGGCACCACGGCACCUGGGCCGAGCUCGUCAAGGCACCCCUCGAGUCCGUCCACCGCUUCGACGAGGCGGCCUUGCAGAAACAAGGCGUGAGCCCUCGUGACCUCGUCUUCUUCGGACAGAUGGUCGUCCCCUACGCCGGCCUCCGGGACGUCAACUUGACCGCGGGCGAGACCGUUCUAAUCAGCCCGGCAACCGGCAACUUCGGCGGCGCGGCCGUGCACGUCGCCCUCGCCAUGGGGGCCCGCGUCAUAGCCAUGGGCCGCAACGAAAAGGUCCUGGGGGAACUCCGAGACCUCGCGCCGGGACGGGUUGAGACGGUUAGCAUCAGCGGCAGUUGGGAAACAGACCUAUCCGAGAUCUCAAAAUUUGGCCCUGUCGAUGUCUUCCUCGACCUGACUCCGCAGACCGCGGCCAAUACCGACCAUAUCCGCGCAGGAUUGCUCUCUGUCCAGGCCGGCGGACGCGUGAACCUGAUGAGCGGCGUCUCCGAGAUCACCAUCUCCCCCCCACUUCUUCAAUUCAGGGGCCUGACCAUUCGGGCGACAAUGAUGUGUACUUGGAGUCAACAGAGAGAUCUUGUUAAGCUUGUGCAGACGGGCGUCUUGAAGCUAGGCGAGAAGGCCGGCUUAAAAGUCCAAGGCGCUUUCAAGAUGGAGGAGUUCGCGAAAGCGCUGGAAACAGCGGAGAAAGAGUCUAGUGCCGGUCGAUCUGUUGUGUUCGCGCCUAACGAAGAGUAA
Colletotrichum navitas is the source of this 1131-nucleotide messenger RNA. Its product is annotated as alcohol dehydrogenase GroES domain-containing protein. The record is from RefSeq and is a predicted model, not a curated record. Lineage: Eukaryota; Fungi; Ascomycota; Sordariomycetes; Glomerellales; Glomerellaceae. Gene Ontology annotation, molecular function: oxidoreductase activity. Bases 1 to 1131 code for a protein of 376 amino acids. The transcript is spliced from 2 exons. Gene Ontology annotation, cellular component: mitochondrion.